Molecule: messenger RNA, 1987 nt
Organism: Cuculus canorus (common cuckoo)
Lineage: Eukaryota; Metazoa; Chordata; Aves; Cuculiformes; Cuculidae
Gene: ALG6
Product: ALG6 alpha-1,3-glucosyltransferase
Exons: 15
Biological process (GO): protein N-linked glycosylation
Cellular component (GO): endoplasmic reticulum membrane
Molecular function (GO): dolichyl pyrophosphate Man9GlcNAc2 alpha-1,3-glucosyltransferase activity
Source: RefSeq, a predicted model, not a curated record
UGAGCCCGACGGGCUGGGAGGGCGGAAGCUUGCGCCGGCCACGUCCCGUGAGGAGCCGCGCGCUCGGUGGCGGGAACGGACGGGACCCGCUCCGCUCCCUCUGGGGCCGGUGCCUUUGCCCCGGCGUUCCGCGGCUCCUUGGGUAUCUUUUGGCUUGUUACAAAGAGCAGCUAUGGAGAAGUGGAGCUUAAUGACAAUUACUGUUUUACUAGCACUUACUGUACGUUGGACUGUGUCACUUGGUUCUUAUUCAGGUGCAGGAAAACCACCUAUGUAUGGAGACUAUGAAGCUCAGAGACACUGGCAAGAAGUUACUUACAAUUUACCCAUCAGGCAGUGGUACUUCAAUACAAGUGAUAACAACCUACUGUACUGGGGUCUUGAUUACCCACCUCUUACUGCCUACCACAGUUUUCUGUGUGCUUACAUUGCAAAGUUAAUAAAUCCUGAUUGGAUUGCUCUGCACACAUCUCGGGGGUAUGAGAGCCAACCGCAUAAGUUAUUUAUGCGUACAACAGUGUUUGUUGCUGAUUUGCUGGUUUAUAUUCCUGCAGUUAUUUUAUAUUGUUUUUCCUUGAAAGAAACAUCUACUAAAAAGAAGGUUUCCAGUGCUCUCUGCAUACUGCUUUAUCCAGGCCUCAUUCUUAUUGACCAUGGACACUUCCAGUAUCCUUAAACCAUAUACAACUCAGUGAGCCUUGGCUUUGCCUUGUGGGCUGUACUUUGUUUGUCGUAUGACUGGGACCUUUUGGGGUCAGUGGCGUUUUGCUUGGCCUUAAAUUAUAAGCAGAUGGAACUCUACCAUUCUCUGCCCUUUUUUUGCUAUUUACUUGGAAAAUGUUUUAAGAAGGGACUAAAAGGAAAGGGGUUAGUAUUGUUAAUGAAAAUAGCAGGGACAGUGGUGGCUUCCUUUGCUGUCUGCUGGCUCCCGUUCUGUACCGACAUGGAGCAAAUCAUGCAAGUACUCAGAAGACUCUUUCCCAUUCACCGAGGCUUGUUUGAGGAUAAAGUCGCCAAUGUCUGGUGCAGUCUAAGUCUCCUUAUAAAGAUAAAAAAUAUAGUAUCAUCUCAAACUCAACUAAAACUCAGCUUUGCUGUAACAUUCCUGAGCCUGCUUCCUACUUGCAUAAAGCUAACUGUCCAGCCUUCACUCCGAGGAUUUAAAUUUGCAUUGGUUAGUUGUGCAUUGUCAUUUUUCCUGUUCUCCUAUCAAGUACAUGAAAAAUCUAUUCUUCUAGCAUCACUACCAGUCUGCUUAAUCAUAAAUGAAAUCCCUUUUAUGGCUACAUGGUUUUUACUUGUAUCAACUUUUAGUAUGUUGCCUCUUCUCCUAAAAGAUGGCCUCCUGCUGGCCUACACUGUGACAAUGCUGGCAUUCCUGUCUGUCUGCGUGGCUUCCUUUUCCAUAUUUGAGAAGACUUCAGCAGAGGACCUGCAGCUGAAGCAAUUCUCCCUUUCCUUGAAGGGAUAUGUUUCUUGGUUUAAAUCAUUUCCCAAGAUUGUCAGGAGUCUGUUCCUUCUUUCCAUAACUCUGAUGGGCAUCCUGUCUCUAAUGAGUGCUGUAGUGCAUCCUCCGCAGAGGUUACCGGAUUUAUUCCCUGUAACUGUCUCUGUUAUUUCUUGUUUACACUUUUUAUUAUUUUUGGUGUAUUUCAAUGUUGUUAUACUCUGGGACUCAAAGAACAGUAGAAGUCAGAAGAAAAUCAGUUAAUCAAUCUGUGAAGAUAAGGACUAAACUGUGAAAGGAGAGUAUGUUCAGUGAACGCUGUCUGGCAUUGCAGGUAAACCUGUUUGUGUUGUAAUACAAUUCCUGUAACCUAGGGAAAACCAGGAAACGCAGUAUGCAUAUUUAAACACAAAAUAAUAAAAGACUAUUUCAAAGAAGUAAGUAGUAUGUUGAAGGGCACUUGGAAAUGUGAUUUGGUGUGUUCUCUUCAGAAGUGUAAUACUUUUGUUACCGUUUGUAAACUUAAAACACCUAAUAAAG